UUAUCAACUCUUCACCUGAAAUUUGCAUUCAAAUCCAAAAUAAAUAAAAAUGUUAUUUAAUCGGAGCGUCUGAUUCUGACAUGAAUCGCUCGCUGUCUGCGUCGUCUUCGUCUUCUUCUCCGUCGUCUUCCUCCGGUUCGUGGUUCUCCGGCGUCGUCCGUGGCCGCUCGGACCGGGCCGGGUCCGUCAAGAUGGGACCGGACUCCCUUUCGGGCGGUUCCGGCGACAAUUCCGGCCCCGUUGUGCGGAAGAAUCAGUUCCGAGGCGCGCUCUUCAAGUACGGCCCCAAACCUAUUCAGGUAGCAUUUAAAACAGGUGAUUAUCGACAGCAAGUCAUUUUUAUUGGUGGACUGUCUGAUGGUUUUCUGGCAACAGAAUACUUGGAACCUCUUGCAAUUGCUUUGGACAAAGAGAAAUGGUCACUUGUUCAACCACUCUUGUCAUCUUCAUACAGUGGAUAUGGCACUUCCAGCUUGAAACAAGAUGCGGUGGAACUUGAUCAGCUGAUCAGUCACUUUAUAAACAAAGAAGAUUCUGAGGGCGUGGUACUGCUUGGCCAUAGUACUGGCUGUCAGGAUAUUGUACAUUACAUACGCACCAAUGCUGCAUGCUCCCGAGCGGUCCGUGCUGCCAUUCUUCAGGCCCCAGUCAGUGAUCGGGAAUACAGAGCAACUCUUCCCGAAACAGCUGCUGUGAUUGACUUGGCUUCAACCAUGAUUAGUGAAGGACGUGGGUCGGAAUUAAUGCCAAGUGCAGCAGAUCCAGGAGCCCCGAUAACUGCCUAUCGGUAUCACUCCCUUUGUGCAUACAACGGCGAUGAUGACAUGUUUAGUUCUGACCUUACUGAUGACCAGCUGAGGUUGAGACUUGGGCACAUGGCUAACACACCUUGCCAGGUUAUAUUUUCCAUGGCUGAUGAAUAUGUGCCAGACUAUGUUGACAAGAAAGCACUGGUCCAAAGAUUGUGCAAAGCAAUGGGCGGUGCUGAGAAAGUUGAAAUUGAACACGGGAAUCACUCCCUGUCCAACAGAGUUGAUGAAGCUGUUCAUGCCAUCAUUGAUUUUGUUAAAAGAGACGGACCAAAAGGCUGGGAUGAUCCGUGGCAUUAGCUAUAGUGCGUCGCUCUGUUUUCCUAUUUUCAUUUCUAAGUUCUUUCGUUUAUUCUAUUCUUAUUGAUUUCUCAUCUCUUACCUUCUCAGCUUUUUCCAGUUUCUUCAUCUCCUUCUAUAUUAAACACCAAGUGAAUUUUGAUCAUGUUUCGUUCA
Molecule: messenger RNA, 1265 nt
Organism: Pyrus x bretschneideri (Chinese white pear)
Lineage: Eukaryota; Viridiplantae; Streptophyta; Magnoliopsida; Rosales; Rosaceae
Product: UPF0613 protein PB24D3.06c
Exons: 9
Coding region: 81-1109 (342 amino acids)
Source: RefSeq, a predicted model, not a curated record